Messenger RNA from Cotesia congregata, 1326 nucleotides. Lineage: Eukaryota; Metazoa; Arthropoda; Insecta; Hymenoptera; Braconidae. The record is from the annotation of a GenBank genome assembly.
GACUUAUAUGAGCAUGUGACUUCUUUUUUUAAUGAGCACAAUUUAAAUCUUCAACAAUGUUUUGCUAUUGCUACUGAUGGUGGGUCCAAUCUAUGUGGGUGCAAUAAAUCUUUGUACACAUUGAUGAAGAAAAAGAGGGAUGAUUUAAUGCUCUUCAAAUGCAUUUGCCACUCUAUUCAUUUAGUGUGUUCACAUGCUUCUGAAGAACUUCCGUCAAACAUUGAUUAUAUGUUGCGAGAAACUUUUAAUUGGUUUAAAAGGUUAGCGUUACGUCGAAAAAAAUAUUUGGAUAUUUAUAAUACGAUAAGUGAUGGAACUGAUCCUCUACAAAUGGUUCAUCUUUCUACAACCCGAUGGUUGGCAAGAGGGCAGGCUGUUGAACGAAUAUUGAACCAAUGGGAUACGUUGAAACUGAACUUUGAUUUUGCCGCUACUGAACCACAUCAAGAUCGUUACGUUGCCAAAGAACUUCAGCAAAUGUAUAAUGAUCCAGCUAAUUUAUUAUAUUUUACAUUUCUAUUACCUUUGCUAUCGGAAUUUAACUCAAUUAAUUUGCUAUUUCAAAAAGAACAUGCAGAUCAUUUCAGUAUUCUCCAAGAGUUAGAGCGCUUUACAUUAUCAUUACUAAGAAGAGUUUUGCAUCCAUCUUCAGUUUCUUUGGAAGUAGAUUUAAAUUUUCAAUCAAUUUAUCUACCACUUCAGAAAGUGGAUUUUGGAUACAAAUUCACAGCGCUUGUUAAUCGCUUGGUAAAAGAUACUGAUAUUUCCCAGACUACUGUAAAUAACGUUAAGCAUCGUUGUCAAUUAUUUUUGAUAAGGGCUUGUAAAGAACUUCUUUCACGUACGUCAGGUAACACAGCAAUUUUGAAAAAAAUUCGAGUUUUUUCGCCGAAGAUAUGUUUAAAAAGUGAUCGCCCAGCUUUUGCAGAACUACCAUUGAAUCUUUUAAAAAAAGGUGUUGAUAUUAAUGCAUCGAAGGUUAUAAAGUUGACCGACUCUGAAGGCAAUUAUAUUUUCAAAGAUAUAGCGUCUCUGGCACUUACAGCAUACAGGUACAGUCUACCUGUUAGUAAUGCUUCAGUUGAGCGGGUGUUCUCAAGAGUAACUCUUACUAAAACUAAGCUUCGUAAUCGCAUGACUCUUCUUUUAUUAUCGGCAAUAUUACGAAUCAAAAUGCACUUAGAAGAAAAUGGAAUCUGCUGCACUAAAUUCGAGCCUACUGAUGAUAUGCUAAAUUUUAAUUCUACAAUUUAUGAUAAAAAAAAGACAGACACUUCAGAAGAAGAUGAAAACGUAGAGGAGUUAUUAAAAAAUUUAAAUUUUUAA